AUGACUGCUCUGCGAUUUGUCAGAUCUGUCUGGAAGUCUUUCCAGGCAGAAUCUGGCCUGGAGCCGAGACUCUUCGGAGAGAAUCUACGGGUUACGGCAGCUGAGCCAGGCCGAGUAGAGUUCGAGCUCGAUAUCAAGAAGGAGCACACAAAUCGUCUCAACAUCAUCCAUGGAGGUUCCAUCGCAAGCAUGGUUGACUUGGGAGGCUCCUUGGCCGUAGCUUCGAGGGGACUGUAUGCUACCGGCGUAUCAACUGAUCUCAAUGUCACAUAUCUCAACUCCGGCGGUCAAGUCGGGGAUAUUCUGAAAGCUGUCGUCAAAUGUGACAAGUUCGGCAAGACUUUGGCCUACACAUCAAUCGAGUUCACAAACAGCAAGGGACAAAUAGCGGCAAGGGGUAGUCACACGAAAUACGUUUCUCAAGCGUGGAAGCAUCCCGAGAAUAUCGUUGAAGAGCUGUCUCCUCACGAGAAGAAAUGA
Messenger RNA from Drepanopeziza brunnea f. sp. 'multigermtubi' MB_m1, 480 nucleotides. RefSeq lists its product as uncharacterized. Gene Ontology annotation, molecular function: fatty acyl-CoA hydrolase activity. The record is from RefSeq and is a predicted model, not a curated record. Lineage: Eukaryota; Fungi; Ascomycota; Leotiomycetes; Helotiales; Drepanopezizaceae.